ACGCAAAUCGCAAGACGCUAGCGGCUUGCUAAGCCAUUAAUUUUUAUUUUAUGAAACAAUAUUGAUAAUGAUCAACGUUCCUUUCUUUUCUAAACCUAGUUCCUUACUGUGUAAUGUUUAUAGCAACUAAAUAAGUAAUAGUGUUCCGCCUACGCUCGUGCCUGCCAAUACAGGUUUUAUUUUAUAAUUUAAGGUUAGGUAUUUACUUUUAACAAACAAGCAUCAUGGUUCAGGCAACAGACGAGAUGGAAGUUCCUGAUUUACCUCAGGCAGUAAAAUUGUUAAAAGAAAUGAAUACAAACGUCCAACAAGUAUCUAACCUUGUUGAUAAUAUGUUAGUUCGCGUUAAAGAUGGCGAAAUGUCUACUGAUAAAGGUUUAAGCUUUUUAGAAAUGAAAUAUCAAAUGCUGCUAGGCUAUUUAAUUAACUUAACAUACAUUGUAUUACGAAAAUGUUCUGGUGAAAAAAUCGAAUCUGACCCAUCUAUAGAUAGACUAAUAGAAAUAAGAACUGUACUUGAAAAGAUACGUCCCAUAGAUUCUAAGUUGAAGUAUCAAAUUGAUAAACUUGUUAAGACUGCAGUGGUUGGUGCCAGUUCAGAAGAUGAUCCACAAUCCUACCAUGCUAAUCCAUCAAACUUAAUGAGUAAAAUAGAUAACAGUGAUGACGACUCAAGUGAAAUGUCAGACAGUGGUGAAAAACCAAAAGAUAACAAAUCUAAUAUUUAUGUCCCACCUAAAUUGGCCGCUGUACACUAUGAAGAAAAUGUUACAAGAUUAAAUACUGAAAAGAAUAAAGAGCGAGCAAAGAAACAAUUCCUUAACUCAAGUGUAAUGAGAGAACUUCGGGAAGAAUAUUCAGAAGCACCAACAGAAGUAAAUACAGGAAACUACGUCAAACAUUCAAUAUCUAAACAAGAGCAAGAGAAGACAGAAUAUGAAGAGAACUACCUUACUCGAUUGCCAGUCACUAAAGCUGAAAAGAAUCGUCGUAGAAAAUUGACAACCGUUGGAAUGUUAGCUGAUGAAAUAACUGGAAGUCGCAGUGUAUCCCGUAAACACAAAAUAAAAUCUAAGAAAGGUAAAGGAUUUAAAAGGAGGAAAACUCACUAAUAGUUUUACAAUUUUAUUAAGCUUCAGAACACUGUUAGAUUUGUGUUAUAAUAAAUCUAGUUUUUAUUUACAAGUAAAAAGUUCUAAGCAUUUAUAAUAAAUUACUAUUUCUAACUUAUUACUCAAAAUGAAUAUUGGCUUUG
This is a messenger RNA of Pieris brassicae (large cabbage white), 1255 nucleotides long. Its product is annotated as neuroguidin. Gene Ontology annotation, cellular component: small-subunit processome; nucleolus. Gene Ontology annotation, biological process: maturation of SSU-rRNA from tricistronic rRNA transcript (SSU-rRNA, 5.8S rRNA, LSU-rRNA). NCBI's taxonomy places the organism in Eukaryota, Metazoa, Arthropoda, Insecta, Lepidoptera, Pieridae. The record is from RefSeq and is a predicted model, not a curated record. The coding region runs from base 225 to 1112 and encodes 295 amino acids. The transcript is spliced from 2 exons.